Hydractinia symbiolongicarpus is the source of this 1110-nucleotide messenger RNA. RefSeq names its product 52 kDa repressor of the inhibitor of the protein kinase-like. The record is from RefSeq and is a predicted model, not a curated record. Bases 1 to 1110 code for a protein of 369 amino acids. NCBI's taxonomy places the organism in Eukaryota, Metazoa, Cnidaria, Hydrozoa, Anthoathecata, Hydractiniidae. The transcript has a single exon.
AUGUAUAUCCAUCUGCGGAGUAGAGUACAAGGUGGAGAUACAGCUCUUGCUGACCAUCUUAAAACCCAGAAUGAAUUAAUCAACAGUUGUGGAUCUGUAAUUUUGGAUGAAAUAAUCCAAGAAUUAAAAUCAAACACUUUCUUUUCUAAUCUGGCAGAUGAAGCUGCUGAUUUAUCUAAUAAAGAGCAAAUGUCCUUAGUUUUACGUUUUGUUGACAGUAAUUUGAAUAUACGUGAGGAGUUUGUUCAAUAUAUUCAUUGUGAUGAGGGGCUGGCAGGUAAAGACUUGAAGUCUGUUCUCUUAAAGUCACUUCAUAACCUGACUUUAAAUAUUAAGGACUGUCGGGGUCAAGCAUAUGAUGGUGCAAGUGCUGUUGCUGGGUAUAAGAAUGGACUUUCUGCCCAUAUUCUUAAUUUAAAUAAAAAGGCUAUAUAUGUUCAUUGCAACAGUCAUCGUUUAAAUUUAGCAGUUGGAAAAUCUUGUACAAUCAGCUUAGUUGCCCAUGUGAUGGCUAAAAUAAAACACAUUUCCUAUUUCUUUAACUAUUCUCAAAAAAGACAGCAAUCCCUUAUGAUUAACAUAGAUAAAUAUAGUCCGACUUCUAAAAAAACUAAAUUAAAGGAUGUUUGCCGUACUCGGUGGGUUGAACGAAUUACUGGUUUAGAUCUCUUUCAAGAGUUAUAUGUGCCUAUUUAUAUUACUUUGGAAGAGAUGAAAUUAAACUUAAAUCGACAGUUCAAUUAUGACACAUCAAAACAAGCUGUUGGUUUUUUUCACCAAAUAGCUAAUUUUGAAUUUCUUGUCACUCUGGUGAUCACAAGGAACGUAUUUGACAUAACACUUCCAGUUACUCAAUUGCUACAAAAUAGAACAAUUGAUGUUAUGGACAGCAUAGAGCUUAUUCAAACAUUAAAAAAUGUUCUCCUUCAAACCAGAAAUAAUGUAGAACAUUUUCAUGAUAGGUGGUAUGAGGAGGCUCUUUCUCUUUGUGAAAAAGUAGGAAUUGUGGAGGAGAAGAAGAGGACUGUUGGAAGGAAAACCACAAGAGAUAAUCAUCCUUCUUUUUCAACUUUUGAUUACUAUAAAAAAUCAGUUACUAACCUCUUUUAG